AUAAAGGAAACAGGAGGAACAAAGUUAGCUCUCCAGUCUCCUCCAAUGGAGCUCAACCGGCACAUCCAUGCAACUCUUCCUAGAGAAAAUGCUCUCUGUUAUUUUUCGUAUCAUUUUCCUCAGGGUAAGGUCCUAUUUCAGCGGUUGACGCGAAACCCCUUUAGGGGAACAUUGUUGUGGGCGCGGAAUCGAGAGGUCGUGUGGGAGAAGCGGCUUUCAAGUAGGCAAAAUUUCAAGCAAGAAAUGGAGAAACGAGAAAGGACGAGCUGCUACUCGGACGACGAAUUUUCUUUUCUGUCUUUAAGUGAUAAACCAGACAGGAAUUUAGCUUUGCUCGACGACUACGAGAUGGAAGAACUCAACUUUGAGACUGAUUCUAAUCAUCGAAGCGGUUAUGUAGCUGUGCUGGGUAAGCCUAAUGUCGGGAAGAGUACACUCUCGAACCAAAUGAUAGGUCAAAAGCUCUCAAUUGUUACUGAUAAACCUCAAACCACGCGGCAUCGAAUUCUUGGUAUAUGUUCUGGCCCUGACUAUCAGAUGAUACUCUACGACACACCCGGUGUUCUAGAAAAGAAGAUGCACAAGUUGGACAAUCUGAUGAUGAGCAAUGUUCGCAGUGCAGCUAUUAAUGCAGACUGUGUACUUGUUGUCGUUGAUGCAUGUAAAAUGCCUCAAAAGAUUGACGAGGUAUUGGAAGAAGGGGUUGGAAGUAUCCAAGAUAAGGUACCUACUUUGUUGGUGUUGAAUAAAAAGGACCUAAUUAAGCCAGGUGAGAUUGCAAAGAAACUAGAGUGGUAUGAGAAAUCCACCAAUGUUGAUGAGGUCAUACCUGUGAGCGCCAAAUAUGGUCACGGUGUGGAUGAUGUAAAGGAAUGGAUACUAUCAAAACUCCCUGCUGGGCCAGCUUACUAUCCAAAGGACAUUGCAAGUGAGCACCCAGAAAGAUUCUUCUUAGCUGAAAUUGUUAGAGAGAAAAUAUUUAUGCAAUAUCAUAAAGAAGUUCCAUAUGCCUGCCAGGUCAAUGUAGUAAACUACAAAACUAGACCAACUUCAAAAGACUUUAUUCAAGUUGAGAUAGUAGUUGAGAAGAACUCCCAAAAGAUCAUUCUCAUUGGGAAAGAAGGGAGUGCUCUAAAAGUAUUAGCUACAUCUGCCAGGCUAGAUAUUGAAGAUUUCUUGCAGAAGAAAGUGUACCUAGAGGUUGAAGUGAAGGUGAAAGAGAACUGGAGGCAAGAUGAAAGCCUGCUGAAGUAUUAUGGCUACGGGGGCCAAAUUCGAGUUUUACAAUCCGACUGAAAUUGCCAAAUCAAAUGCAUUAUAUCAAUCUCCUAACUAUGCCAAGGCCCAAGUC
Molecule: messenger RNA, 1351 nt
Organism: Telopea speciosissima
Lineage: Eukaryota; Viridiplantae; Streptophyta; Magnoliopsida; Proteales; Proteaceae
Product: GTPase ERA-like, chloroplastic
Exons: 9
Coding region: 46-1296 (416 amino acids)
Biological process (GO): ribosomal small subunit assembly
Molecular function (GO): ribosomal small subunit binding; rRNA binding; GTP binding
Source: RefSeq, a predicted model, not a curated record